Messenger RNA from Phytophthora nicotianae INRA-310, 477 nucleotides. RefSeq lists its product as hypothetical. The coding region runs from base 1 to 477 and encodes 158 amino acids. The record is from RefSeq and is a predicted model, not a curated record. NCBI's taxonomy places the organism in Eukaryota, Oomycota, Peronosporomycetes, Peronosporales, Peronosporaceae. The transcript is spliced from 3 exons.
AUGCGCGUCUGCAAACGGGGAGCCACUGAACACGACGAUGAAGGGCUGGUUGUCACUGCGUGUGGUAAGGCACGCGCAGAGAAACUCACAGAUGUAUACUACGCUGCGGAGGACGACAAGCGGGUGGUCGCCGCCAAGACCGACGAGUCUGUGGCAUUCGACCAUGAACUGCUUAGGAAUAUGUUGGUGUGGCGAGGCUCCGUGGAUACGUGGAGCAAGGGCACGCUCCUGGAGUUCCACAAGCGCCUUGGGCACCUCACUUUCGGCGCGAUAGAGCGUCUGGUGUGUGAUUGGAGCUCCGGCAUCGAGCUGACUGAUCACAAGCGAGCGUGUGAACUGCUUAACCUGUGCUCAGGGUAUGCCGACAAAGAACAUCAAGUGUCUAAAGACAUGGGAGAGCACUUCCCAAUCGACAAGGGAUAUUUAUCUCUAGGGACCACAUUAACGCGAGAAUUUAUCACCAAGGACCACAACUGA